Messenger RNA from Entamoeba dispar SAW760, 1569 nucleotides. Its product is annotated as chaperone protein DNAK, putative. Gene Ontology annotation, biological process: cellular response to unfolded protein; protein refolding. The record is from RefSeq and is a predicted model, not a curated record. The coding region runs from base 1 to 1569 and encodes 522 amino acids. Gene Ontology annotation, cellular component: cytoplasm. The transcript is spliced from 2 exons. NCBI's taxonomy places the organism in Eukaryota, Evosea, Mastigamoebida, Endamoebidae. Gene Ontology annotation, molecular function: ATP hydrolysis activity; heat shock protein binding; ATP binding.
AUGGCUGUAGAAGAAAAUUCAUUUUCAAUUGGUAUUGACUUGGGAACUACCUUCUCUUCUGUUGCUUAUUAUGACCCUGUUAAAGGGGAACCUGUUGUACUUCAAGAUGAAUCAGGAAAAGAACAAGUAGCAUCAUGGAUUAGUAUUUCACAAUUCGAUAAGAGUGGUUAUACGCUUAUAGGAAGUAAUGCUAAAAGUGAUAUUAAUACUGAAUGUGCUAUUUAUGACUCUAAGAGAAUAAUAGGAAGAGAUGAAAGUGAUGUUAGUUAUGAUGAUCGUGAACAUUGGCCAUUUAAAAUAAAAGGAAAAGAUAAUGGAAGUGCUUAUAUUCAACAAUGCCCAAUAUCAAAUGUUGUUGUUACUGUUCCAGUUGAUUUUAAUGAUAGACAAAGAGAGGCAACAUUAUUAGCAUGUAAAUUAGCAGGAAUUAAGAAUGUUGAACUUGCUAAUGAACCAACAGCGGCUAUUGCUGGAUAUAAAAGAGAAAAUCCAAAUUCAUUAAAAAAUGGAGAUAAAGUUGUAUUAAUUGAUUUUGGAGGAGGAACAUUAGAUGUGUCAUGUUGUAAAAUAGUAAAUGAUAAUAUUAUUGUAGAAUCAUCUGGAGGAAAUCAAAAUUUAGGAGGAAAUGAUUUUGAUAAUGUAAUGACUGAUAUUAUUAAAGAAAGAAUAGAAGACGGUAUUCCAGGAUAUUAUGAAAAGAAACAAGGAAUGACUCAAAAAGAAAAGAUAGCACUCAACAAGAAAUUAGUUAGAUUAAAGAAAGAAUCAGAAAAAAUUAAAAUUGAAUUAAGUGGUAAAACUGACUCUGAAUUAGAUUUAGAAUUUUUAUUAUCUGAUAAUAAUGAUGAGAUUCUCAUUGAACCUACUAUUACAAGAAAAGAAUUUGAAGAAGAAUGUAAAAGUAGAGGACUAUAUGAAGAAUUUAUUAAUAAAAUAAAACAAGUUACUCAAAAAAAAGGAUAUAAAAAAGGAAAUGUCCAAUUAGUAUUAUUAAUUGGUGGAACAUGUAAAAUGCCAAAAAUUAUAGAUGAAGUUGCUAGUUUAUUUGAUAGACAAACAUUUGCUGAUAAGAAUUUUAACCCACUUACUGCUGUUGCAAAAGGUGCUGCUUAUUUAGCAUAUUCAAAACAAAGUGAAUGUGUUGGUCAUAAAAUUGUAUACGAUAUUGUUCCAACACCAAUUGGAAUAGAAAUAAUAGGAGGAAUAUUUGAAAUACUUAUUAAAGAAGGAGAAACACUUCCUACAACGGGAGCCACCAAACAAUAUUAUACAACGAAAGAUAACCAAACAUCUGCUAAAUUUAAUAUUUAUAAAGGAUUUGGUAAAUACAUUAGUUCGAUAGGAAUGGAAUUCAUUACUACACUUCGUGUUGAUGGAAUUCCCAGUGGAAAAGCUGGAGAACAAUCAUUUGAAUUUACAAUUAAAGUUAAUGAAAAUGGAAUGAUGGAAAUUAGUGCUUCUGUUGUUGGAAGUGAUAUUAAAAAAGAUUUAAUUGUUAGUGUUGAUUUAUCUAAAAAAGAAGAAGGUGAAAUUGCAAAAUUAAUGGAACACUUUCAAACAUUUUAUUAA